GCCCAUCCAAGACGAGGACAGUCCCGUGGACAGCAGCCUCACCAUGUAUUAAUUUAGCAGUUUCUAAACUCAGAAGUGGAGGAAGAUAUUGCCUCCCUUGGUGUGGAGAUGUCAUGUUUUCUUGUUAGCACAAGGGAACUGUUUUCUCCCAUACCGUGGAUGAAAUAUUGACAGUACAUAAUUGAAGUUCUCUAAGAUGUUUCGCCUCUCAUCGAAAAGGCUUCUUCAGUUCUAACUGACUAGUGGGGAGUUCCAGGUACUUAUCCUCUGAGAUCUUGAAUGCCAAAUCAAAAGGGGCAUUUUGGGGAGCGGUCCAUCCGUAGCACCUCAAAGAAUGCCAAGGAUAAGAGUAAUAGCGCCACUAUGCGGGCGUCCAAGGGUGGUACCCACAUUGAGCAAUCUGGAAUGGGUGACAUGAGAAACUGCAUGCUGCGCUGUGACUCAGAGAAGGAUUCUGAAAAAGACUCUGGGUACUCAGAGGCUGGCUCAGACUCUGUGCACACUGAUGUGGAUGACCAGCGAAGCAGCAAAAGCAGCAAAAGCAGCAAAAGCUCAAAUAACAACAGUGUGAAUCCUGCAGGCCAUAACAUGCCUCCUUAUGAGGCGCUCACCCCCAUUUACGUCAUCAAAGACCUGGUAGUCAAGCCGUCUAGACCAGAACAACUUCUCCAUGGCCCCCUGGCAUGGGGCGGUGGUUGGCAGAGCCUUACCAGCGCUAAAGCACCCACCCAGCUCUUACUGAUCCAACAGCCAGCAAUGCCUCCUCCCUCCACCACUACCCCAACUCCUUCAUCCAGUCAAGCUGCACUUCAAGGUAAAGUUAAGACAGGAGGCAGCCGCAGCAACCAGAACCGCAGUAGCAAGAACUCAUACCUGCCCAUCCUGAAUUCUUACCCUCGCAUUGCCCCCCACCCCAGGAAAGAGAGCCAUGAAGGCAAGGGUACUACAUGGGAGGAGGGGGUUGAGGAGAGUGGCAGUGAAGGCCAGAGCCAGCGCAAGAGAGUCUGCACUGAGGAAGAGAAGAGGGAGGCUGUAUCGACCACCAGCCACCUCAUGAUGUCGCAGCAGCAUCAAAAAGAGUUUAGAGUCCAUUCCUAUUCCCAGUAUAAAGGCCGAGGAGGGCACAAUUCUUUUCCCAUUUUAUCUCACUGUCCACUGCCCAGCCACGCCUCCUCCACCACCCAGCACAAGUUCUACCACUGCCAACAAUGCUCAGGCUCUGACAGUGUGGGGUCACCCUCCGUCUCCAGCUCCCAGACACCCUCACCACCUUCUUCCUCCAGCUCUCCCUCAUCCUCCUCCCCUCCCUCUUCAUCUCCCUCUUCCUCCACUGCUCACAGCCCAUAUUGCCUGGCUUCAGACAGCUCAUCCACACGCCAGCUCCGUUUCCUCAACACAGCCGAGAUCCUCAACCAGUCGGGCCUGCUGGCUAUCACGCUACGCACCAAGGAGCUGCUGAAGCAGAACGAAGCCACAGAGAGGGAAAUCGCCCAAAUCCGUCAGCACACGCAUCUCCUGUGCCAGGUAGCCCAGGCCAGCCAGAGCAGGUGCAACAAUGGCUCAGACAGUCUUGACAAACUCCUCCAGGCCAUGACCAAGUCAGCCUUCUACCCCAACUUAGACUUAAAUCAACUGAAAGCACUCAGCAGCAGCCAUCAACAGAGCAAAACUAGAACUGAGGAAGACAAAGUGAAGGAUAACAACAUUAGAACCACUAAGAUACACAGCAACGUACUGCAGGUGGGGCCUUUACACAAGAUAGAUUAUGGAACAUUGCCACCUUCACCAUUGUUUGCCCCCUCACCAGACACAGAAGAAACACAACAUGCUGACGAUCCCCUGGACCUCAUGUCCACCUUCCUCUCUAUUUCUUUGCCCAGGUCUGUCCCUGAGCAAGAACGUAGACAACCAUUUAUGGACAAGGACUUAAGUGAUCUCACUAUGUUGCCAGAGAGCUCAACACACAAUAACUAUCUCCUCUAGCUUCCUGGGGAAGAGGACAUGGAUCCGUAAUGACUGGCAGGGAAAUGUGGAACUAGCAAUACAGGAGAGCAUGGGUUUUGUUUGAAUUAUUUAAUAUAUCUGUCUAAAACUGAAUAUAACUGGUUGAAAGGGUAGAAUGAUAAUUUUAUGAUUUGGAUUUACACACAUGGUUUAAAGUUGAUUAUGACUGAUAUAUUUUCCUACCUUUUAGUCUGGGAUUUGCUCAUGCCAGAUUCCCAUUUUUCAGGUGUAUUUUUCAUGUCAUUCAGUUGGUCACGUUCAGUCAGUGAUUGGAUGUCUCUUAUUUGACAAGAAGCAGUGAGACAACUGAAACAAGUCUACAGAGAAAUAGGAAACAUGAGUCAUGUACUGUUGUAAUCAUCACUCAGGUUGUAGGGAUUUAAAGCAUUUAUAUGCUGAUAACAGUCUUUUGCAUUGAUGUGUUGCUUUUUAAGAGAAAGAGAAAAAAAACAGGCUGAUGAGGGUAAUGGGUUCUAUUUAGAUUAUAUAGUUAUAGUUUAUAUAGAUUAUUUUAUGUUUGUAUUUUUGAUUUUUUGAGAACCACUCAUCCAAACAACUUCACACUUCAACUCUGCACUUCCUUGGGUUCUCAGCAAUACACCCACCAAGUCUGAAGUCAAUCGGAUGAGUGGUUUUUAAAUGGAGGGUUAGGGUUAGGGUUUCGACAACCUCCAAAAAACUUCACAGUUGACACUGCACUUUCUUUGGUCCUCAGUAAUAAAGCCGCCCAGAUAGAGUCGAUCAAAUAAGUGGUUUUCAAGAAAAACAAAAGACAGACACACAGAAAGACAGAUAUUUCUCCAUUUAUUAGUAGAAUUAUAGUUACAGUUUUUACAAUUGCUGCAAUGUAUUUGUCAAUAUUGAGUUCACUUUUUAGAACUCUUAACACGUCAGCACAGCAGUCUGUUGUGUACUAAAACUGUGGAUCAUUCUUCAUUGCUUUGACACAAAAUGCAUUCGAAUACCACAUCUUUCAAAAUUCCUGAACUGUUUUCUCACUCAAAGUCAACCAGCACCAAAACUCUAUUUACAUACCAUUUUGCACAUUUAAAUACUGUUGGAAAAACUAUUCCAUUUAUGUUCAAAACCUAACAUAACAAUAACUGUACAUUAUGUGGAUGAGAAUUUUUGUCCAAAUUCCCCAAGACAGGACAGGGUUGCCUAGCGCUGUUGUAUAUAUAUCUGAAGCUAUCCUAUAAACUACAGACUAUCUUGUGAUGGGAUCACACCAGCAGUGAUGCCCAUCAACAUGUCGACAUUCCAACCCAUGACUACUCAGUAGUCAUUACUAAAUUAUUACAUGAGUAUUCAAUGCUCAUGCAUUGGACCACACCCAUCUUUGAACUCGGCCUACAUUUUGAUCUCAACUACACACAUGUAAAGUUACGUGACUGUAUCUUGCAUUGUGACACUAUCCUGGUGAACAAAUCUGUCCACAGACAGACAGACAGAUGGAGAGACAGACAUAUAUAUAAACACUUGCCAAAGUGCUCAAAAUUGCCUCCAUGUUGGUUCCUGCUACAGUAGAUGUCUCCAGGACCACAUUUUGCCAUGUUGAACACACGCAUGCACACGGCAUCCCACACCUAUCGUCGAACUCGGCCUUCAUUUUUUUCUCAACUACACACCUGUAAAGUUUUGUGACUGUAUCUUGCAAUAUUGUGACACUAUCGUGGUGAACAAAAUCUGUCCACAGACAGAUGGACAGACAAACAUAUAAACAUCUGCCGAAGUGCUCAAAAUUGCCUUUGUGCUAGUUCCUGCUACAGUAGAUGUCUCCAGGGCCACAUUUUGCCAUGAUGACACACACGCAUAUACACAGACUCACAUGGUGAAAACAGAACUGGCCAUGCUUUUGCAGCAGGUUAUAAACAAUACAACAAAAGUCAUACAUAUUGUAAUGCUACCUGUUUCUAGUAUUUUUUAGCUCAUUGUGUAAUGAGUGACAGUGAAAGUGUUGAUCUUGACAUGUGCAUCAAGUGUUUAGUAGCAUUAGUGCAUUUUGGAUGUGAGAUUAACUGUUGUGCUGAGCUGCAUGACGGUAAAGAGAACUGAGUGAACAUUUUUUAAAAAGUGAACUCUAUACAGAGAAAUGUGUGUUACCAAUUUUAAAAAAAACCCUGUAAUUUACAGGUGAUAUAAAUAUCUAAGGUUUGAAAUAUUGAAUAAAAAACUUUGUAGUGGAAGCACAACAGAAACAGUAAACCAACACAGUGAAGAACAGUCACAAUCAUCAUUUUUUUCUCUCUCU
Molecule: messenger RNA, 4255 nt
Organism: Xiphias gladius (swordfish)
Lineage: Eukaryota; Metazoa; Chordata; Actinopteri; Istiophoriformes; Xiphiidae
Product: CLOCK-interacting pacemaker-like
Exons: 5
Coding region: 280-1983 (567 amino acids)
Biological process (GO): negative regulation of circadian rhythm; negative regulation of DNA-templated transcription
Cellular component (GO): nucleus
Source: RefSeq, a predicted model, not a curated record